AUGCAGGAUGCGCCAUUACGCGAAUGGAUGGGUUAUGAGUCCAGAAGCGGCUAUCGCGAGGAGUACCUCCUUGAGGACUUGCGUCUAGAAGGUCGCGGUAGUGCUGCAAAUGAAUUAUGCUCCUGUGGUGAAUCAGAUGCAAAUGGUCUGAAAGAGCGACUUUACCGGUGUGAGGACUGCUUCGGCUUGGAAAUGACGUGCGCAGCAUGUUGCGCAGCGUCACAUCGACAAUUGCCUUUGCAUGUUAUCAAGAAAUGGAAUGGGUCAUCAUUUGAACAAAGCAGCUUAAAAGAGAUAGGAUUGAGAGUGCAACUGGGGCACAGUGAUUUGAAAUGUGUGUGUCCUGAGCGUGGACACGUGGAUUUCAUAGUUAUACAUGUGAACGGAAUCCAUCACGUCAACGUUGAUUUCUGUGGCUGUGACCAAUGUGUUUCCCAUCGUCAACAGCUGCUUCGUUGUGACUGGUACCCUGCGACAAUCCAUUUCCCACAAACCGCAUGCACAAGGCGUGUACUCGAAUAUUUUCUUGUUAUGACAUGGUCAAGCAAGGUCUCGGGGCAUGAAUUUUAUAUGACGCUUGAGCGUUUGACAGACAACGUGGGAUUGAAUAUUCCCAAUAGCCAAUACAGGGCCUUCAUGAGGACAAUCCGACAGUUCAGGCAUAUUAGAAUGAUGAAGCAAGCGGGUCGAGGAAAUGUUGGAGGAGGAAUUGCUUCAACGGAACCAGGCGCGCUUGCAGUACAGUGUCCUGCCUGUCCGCACCCUGGAAUCAAUUUACCAGGAGACUGGGAACAGAUAGACGUCUCCCUAAAGUUCCUGUAUGCUAUAUUCCUAGCUCUAGAUGCCAAUUUUCGCCUCAAGAACCGUUUGCGGUCAUCCAAAGCUGGCGAUCCUGGGUUGCAUACUGGUCUCGCAUACUUCGUGCCCAAUGAGCCUUACAGGGCACAUAUUUUAAAUAAUGCUAGCCAGAACGAUAUAAGUUCAUGUAGCGGUUUCAAGACACUGGCGCACGCUGAAACCAAGUUUUCCAACGGUCUUCGGGCCACUGGUGUUGGGCUUUGCCUGUGUGCACGUCACGAAUUUGUUCGACCUGUUGGCGUUGGAGACUUGCAGAAGGGCGAACGAUAUGCAAAUAUGGAUUACAUUUUUUUCUCGACAAUUACGCCGCUGUUACUUCUUUCAGUGGUCAUAUCUUACGAUAUCGCAUGCCAAUGGAAGUUGAAUCUCUUGAAACGUAUGUUGGCACUUCCGGAGGACAUUCAAAUACCCGUGGUUACUGCCGUUGCUGCAUUCCUAUUUGCUGUCCCAAAGUUUCAUGCACCGGCACACGAGGAGAAAUGUUCGACCCCCCAUUCACUCAAUCUAAUGCCAGGAGUGGGCCGCACGGACGGUGAAGGAAUUGAACGAAAUUGGGCUGAGAUGAAUUGUGUGGCAAAUAGUACGAAAGAGAUGGGACCGUGUUCACGGCACGAUACACUCGACGAUCACUUCAGGCAUCACAAUUGGCGUAAACUUACUGGUCUUGGUCUUUCUCUUCGUAAGAAGCUGCUGCUUGCCCUCAAAGAGAACAGACGGCAGAGAGAAAUGUUUGCUGAGUUCGAUGCCGCAAUUGAUGCUCCCCAACAUGAUGAGUGGCUUGCCAUGAUAUUAGCAUGGGAGUCUGAUAAGGCACAAAGUAAUCCUUAUCUCGUUCUGAACACCAAUCUAACAGAGGCUCAAAUGCACGCUGCGAUGGCAGAAGAAGAGAAAGAUGCUAUUGUGUCUGGCAGAGUCCUCCCACAUGAGACAUCACCAAGCGCUUUCAUACAUCUUGGGUUUUCAAUUGAGGACACACAACGGCACGUGAAAAAUGAUGCAGAACGGACUUCAUCCUUGAGCUCUGACCAAGAGAGUGAUUUACACCACCGUCGUGCAGGCUUGCACAGGCAAAUUUGCCGCUUCCGCAAGAUCCAAAACGUUUACAUGCUGGGGAUCAAUGAGUGGGUCGAGCAGCAUAGUGUCGAUCAAUCCCCCCAUCCAGAGGACGUUGAGCUGUGGUUGCCAUCUGCAUUGAACGCUCAGUCUAGAUCUUCAAUGUGCAGGUACGACAUUGAAAUCAUCGAGUCAGAGCUUCGCAAAGGACAAUGCAGAGACGCCCUUGACAAGAUGCGAAACCUCCUACGCACCAAAACUCACUUUGUCAAACGACGGAAUUUAGACAUCCGCGGUCAACGGGCUAAUACUCGAGCAUGUGCGCUUAUCGACUGUAUUGACGACAAAUAUACGAAGUCGCGAAAGGCGCUGCUCACUCUCAUUGGUGAGGGAGACUGGGUAACCGAGCUCCAACUGCUCUUACCUAGACAUAUCGUAGGCCCUCACGAUCCACUGGAGGAAGAGCCAUCGUCACGUACAAUUAGGCGAGAGCAAGAUAUGCAAAAUGGCCUGGGCGAAGGAUUUCAUGUGACCUUAUGGAUUUGGACCACCAGAGGUGUGCUCGGUGAUAACUCUGAUGCAUUGCUGAACGAUGCCGUGCGUGUUGAGUGGGCAAAAGCACGUGCUCGCUCCUUGAGGUGGUCAGAAGAGGUUCUGUUACUCAAGGAAGAAAUGCGACAAGUUCGCCAGUAUUUAGACUGGCGAGCACAAUGGUGGGAAGCACGUGCAGAGCUAGACCAUCAUGACAAAGGUAUUGUUGAGGGUGCACGUGCAUAUGCAUAUCGUCAGUCCGCAAUUCAGCGUGCACUGCUCUCCCGCUUCACUGCUCUAUGGGAGGCUCAAUCCGCAUUUAACCAAAGUCGCAAAUUUUCACGCAUGUUCGGUGGUGGUGUACAAGAUUCGAACACUGACAAUGAGCCGUUUUCAAUACAGGCGGAUGGAGCAGAGGACGAGGACGAGGACAAGGUAGAUGAUGUAGACUGA
Suillus fuscotomentosus is the source of this 2895-nucleotide messenger RNA. RefSeq lists its product as uncharacterized. The record is from RefSeq and is a predicted model, not a curated record. The coding region runs from base 1 to 2895 and encodes 964 amino acids. Lineage: Eukaryota; Fungi; Basidiomycota; Agaricomycetes; Boletales; Suillaceae. The transcript has 11 exons.